Cyanidioschyzon merolae strain 10D is the source of this 1047-nucleotide messenger RNA. RefSeq lists its product as hypothetical. Bases 1 to 1047 code for a protein of 348 amino acids. The record is from RefSeq and is a predicted model, not a curated record. The transcript has a single exon. NCBI's taxonomy places the organism in Eukaryota, Rhodophyta, Bangiophyceae, Cyanidiales, Cyanidiaceae.
AUGUUUGUUCUAGCAACGCAGAGCUGUUUGAACCAAAGACACGGGCGAGCAUACGGUAUAGUUCGCAAACGGGCCAGAAAUAGGUCACCGUUCAACUGCUCAGCUGCAACUAGUAACGAGUCGGUAGCUGAGCUGCCCUCACUUUUGCACGGAAUCGCACACACGACUGUGAAAACACAGGUUUCCUCAAGCCUUCAGCAACCAAACUGUCUCGCGUGCGUGUGGAAGCCGGGCUCUGACGCCGCUCGCCUACGAGAAGCCUGGACGGCGGCGGCGGCGGCGGCGAGAACUCGACGCAGACCAGCGAACGGCGUCCUAACAGCACAGCACGUACCGGUUGCAGACAUCGACCAGCAACGAGCAGCGUUGCGGCACCUAUUCCUGGAAAUGGGGCUUUCGGUGAACGGCAUGGAAACUUUUUAUGAACCGCUUCUGGAAAUGAUCGAGCUCUUCUGCCUCGCCUUCGAACAGAACGUGAACCGAAUUGGGCAACAUGCGAGAUCCCCGCUACGUGCGGUGGACCUGCGUUUGAGUUUCUUGGACUCCACUCCUUGCCCGAGAUUUCAUGUUGAUUCUGUGCCCCUGCGCCUGCUCUGUACGCUACAAGGCCCUGGAACGGAAAUUGCAAGGGAGACGUUCGUGUGGCGGGAGCGUUUCGAAGCAGCACGAAGCGUAGGCGGUGCCUAUCGCAUCCGAAAGUCCUGGUGGCAAACACAGACACUGUCGGCGUGCACAGCUGAGGAGCACGCACAGCACGUUGUUUUUAGGCGGCAGGUGUCGACGCCGCUGGCGAUCAGUGUGCCCCAGUACAUCUGGGACCCGUCAUCUGGUCGUUGGUUGCUGCGGGAUUCGCUCCCAGACGCCCCUGUUGAGCGACUUGUACCGUGGCAUGCUGUGCUUUUGAAAGGCACUGGAUGGAUCCGUGCAGAUGGCGAUGCCAGUGCCGCCGCCGCCGCCAUCCAUCGAUCGCCAUGCAUGCAGCCGACGGAAACGCGCUGGCUGUUCCAUAUCGAUGCACACGUGUCUAUGGACGAACACGGGGCUUAG